GUCGUGCCUUUUCAUUUAUCCUCAAUUAAAUUCUAUUAAUAGUUAAUUAAUCAGUUUAGGACAGAAAUAAGUUCAAUAGGUUAUGGGCCCAGACGCCUUAUUAGUGUAGGGAUAAUAGAAAACAGUAAAAGUGCAAAAAUUAGUGAGAUGCAAGUUGAUUAGGUUACCGGCAUAACCUCCGUUCGACACCGGCAUCUUUCUUUUCAGCCUUUAUUUCAGCUAUCGGAUAUCUUACACUAAUAAACAUGAAUGCAAUGGCUCAAAUGGAGCGUUUGAAAGGCCGCGAGAAUUUCACAACUUGGAGUUUUACCAUGAAGACGUACCUCGAGCACGAGGACCUAUGGAAAUGUAUAGAACCCGAGGAAAAACAAGUGAUCAGCGCAGCCGAGGACACAAAAGCUAAGUCAAAAAUUAUAUUACUAGUAGAUCCCAUUAAUUACAUCCAUGUGCAAGAGGCUAAGACUGCUAAAGAAGUAUGGGCUAACCUGCGAAAGGCGUUUGACGACUCCGGCUUGACUAGAAAGGUUGGACUGUUACGUGAAUUAAUUACUACGGAUUUAGAAAGCUCAGGGAAUGUGGAGAGUUAUGUGAACAAAGUCAUUUCAUGUGCACACAAGCUAAGGAACAUAGGUUUCCUCGUUGAUGAUGAGUGGCUGGGUACGCUGCUGCUGGCAGGGUUACCGGAGACGUACAGGCCUAUGAUCAUGGCAAUGGAGAGCUCAGGUGUGAAAAUUAGUACCGAUUUAGUUAAGACUAAAAUACUACAAGAAGUUAAAAAUGAAAAUGACUCCGAGGCUUUCUAUUCUAAUCAUCACAAAAGGAAUGAGUAUAAGAGUUCUGGUUUUAGAAAGGGUCCCCGUUGUUUUAAAUGUAACAAGUAUGGUCAUAUUGCAAGGAAUUGUUACACUGGUACAGGCUCAAGUCAAAGAACAAAGUCUAAGGAUGAUGAAAAGACUUCAGGUUAUGUAGCUGCAUUCUCUGCUUCAGCAUCAAGUGUUGAGAAUGGUUGCUGGUAUAUUGACUCAGGGGCAGCGAUGCAUAUGACAAACAACAAUGAGUGGAUGUAUAACACAGGCCCUUCUACCGUACCCAGUAUUAGAGUGGCAGACAAUAAGACUCUUACAGUUAAAUGCUGUGGAAAUGUGGACUUAAAUGUUAAUGAUGGUGUAGUACAGCUGAAAAAUGUUUUAUAUGUCCCCGAUCUCUCAGUAAAUUUGUUAUCUGUCCGACAAAUGACACAAAAUAACUGUCACGUUGAAUUUGAAAAGGACUGUUGUAAAGUAUACCAGAAUAAAAAGCUGGUCUUAACUGGCCAUGCUCAGAACAAUCUCUUUGUGGUAAAUAAUGACUGUUAUGCACUUCUCACUUCAGCUCAUCUCUGGCACCAAAGGAUGGGCCAUCUCAACUACAAGGAUCUGAUGAAACUUGAAGACUGCACAGAAGGAGUACAGAUGGACCACAAGACUGAAAAUGCUAUACUAUGCACUACAUGUCUAGCGGGGAAGCAAACUAGACAGCCUUUCAAGCACACUGGUACAAGGGCUUCCGCACUCCUUGAGGUAAUACAUUCAGAUGUAUGUGGCCCUAUGGAGGAACAGUCAUUAGGAGGUGCGAGGUACUAUGUCACAUUCAUUGACGACUACUCAAGAAAGGUAUUCGUCUAUUUUAUUCAAGCAAAAUCAGAAGUUCUCAGCAAGUUUAAAGAAUUUAAGAAUAUGGUUGAGAAUCAAUUGGAUAGAAAAAUCAAAGUGCUACGAUCAGAUAAUGGUGGCGAGUAUGUAAAUGAAGCCUUUGAUAAGUUUUGUAGAGAUGCAGGUAUCAUACAACAGCAUACUAUCCCAUACACUCCGGAGCAAAAUGGAAUGAGUGAGCGAAUGAAUCGCACAUUAACUGAACGUGCUAAGUGUAUAAAUGCCAACUUGCCAAAGAAGUUUUGGGCUGAAGCCAUUUCUACUGCUGCAUAUGUCACUAAUCGGUCACCCACUAAAUCCCUAGAUUACAAGACACCUGAAGAAAUAUGGACCGGCAAGCGACCUGAUGUCAGCAGUAUGAAAGUGUUUGGGUGCAAGGCAAUGAUGCACGUCCCAAAGGAACGGCGACUGAAAUGGGAUAGUAAAUCGAAGGAAGUGAUUUUUCUUGGAUACUGUACGGAGUCCAAGGGCUAUAGAUUGUAUGACAUGAAGCAAAAGAAAGUUGUAAAAGGAAGAGAUGUAGUAUUCAUAGAAGACAGUGUAAAAAAGGAUUUUACAAUCACGCUGAGUGAUAUGAGCACACAAGACAAUGAAGAGAAUAAAGAUAACAACAACUGCACAAGAAAAGUCAGUUCAGUAAAGGAUAAUAGCAUAGAUGUAAGCAUCCAAGAUGACGAUGAAGAUUAUGUCCCCGAUGGUCCUGUGCAAAUCACUAUGCCGCCUACGCAGAGAAAUUUAAGGCCAAGGAAAAAUGUAAUGCCAACAUAUUUGUGUGAAUCUGAAGAUAUUGUGUCUGAUCCACACACCGCACAAGAAGCCUUGGCCAGUAACAAUGCGCUAAAGUGGAAGGAGGCAAUGGACUGUGAAUAUAAUUCAUUAGUAGAGAAUAAUACCUGGACAUUAUGUGAUCUACCAUCUGGAUGUAAAGCUAUCCCUUGCAAAUGGGUUUUUAAAACAAAAAUGGAUGAUAAAGGAAAUAUUUCAAGACACAAAGCAAGAUUAGUCAUCAAGGGAUAUGAGCAAAGAGAAGGAAUAGACUAUACAGAAGUUUAUGCUCCAGUUGUAAGAUCAACUUCCCUCAGACACAUGAUUGGGCUUGCAGCUAAAUUGAAACUGGACAUAGAGCAGCUAGAUGCAAUGACUGCGUUCUUGCAGGGUGAUAUAGAUGUCGAAUUGUACAUGGAACAACCAUCACAGUAUGAAAAUGGUACACAGCAAGUCUGCAGACUGCAGAUUAAAUAA
Molecule: messenger RNA, 2933 nt
Organism: Plutella xylostella (diamondback moth)
Lineage: Eukaryota; Metazoa; Arthropoda; Insecta; Lepidoptera; Plutellidae
Source: RefSeq, a predicted model, not a curated record